GCCCCGCCGCUGCCGGCACCGACACACCCGCCGCUCCCACCUGCGGCGCCACGCAGGCUCCGCCCACCCCGGCCACUUCCGCUCGGCACCGGAAGGGCUGUUUGGCUGCGGAAGCGCGGUGCCGGCGGCGGGACGUGGCUGCUGUUUGCCGCGGGAGGAGCGAGUGGUCAGGAUGCCAGCGCUGCCUCUGGAUGAGCUCCAGCUGACCGAAAGGGAUCCCAAGACAGGGAAGCUGCGGACUUUACCGGCACUGCACCCAGAAAUAAAAGCAGAUCGGUCUUUUGUGCUAUACAGACCGCCGCCUGUUGUUAGAGACCCUGCUUUAGUGGAAGAGUUCUUGGAGCGAGCAAAAUUCAUUGCGGAUGACCUGAACUGGCUUCUGGCUUUGCCUCAUGACAGAUUUUGGUGCCAGGUGAUAUUUGAUGAGACGCUUCAGAAAUGUCUGGACUCCUACCUGUGCUAUGCCCCUCGCAAGUUCGAUGCCUCGUUGGAUUGCCAUCCGGAGGUGAACGACGUGCAGAAAUGUCUCCAUCGGAGCGUCUUCCUGACCUUCCUCAGGAUGUCCACUCACAAGGAGUCCAAGGAUCAUUUUAUCACUCCCGCAGUCUUUGGAGAAAUUAUCUACAAUAACUUCCUGUUCGACAUCCCUAAAAUUCUGGAUCUCUGUGUGCUCUUUGGAAAAGGCAACAGUCUCCUGCUCCAGAAGAUGAUUGAAAACAUCUUCACUCAGCAACCAAGUUACUUCGGUGACCUGGACGAAACUCUGCCCACUGUCCUGCAGGUGUUCAACAAUAUUUUGCAUAAGUGUGGCUUGCAGUGUGAAGGAGCCUCUGCUGAGCCCCAGAAAUUGGAAGAAAGAGUAAAUGUGACUCCAGGAAACAUGCCCCUCCAGGAGCUGAAGGAUAUCGUGCUGUACCUUUGCGACACUUGCACAACGCUCUGGGCAUUUCUUGAUGUCUUUCCACCAGCUUGCCAGACCUUCCAAAAACAUGAGUUUUGCUACAGAUUAGCUUCAUUUUAUGAAUUGGCAAUUCCUGAGCUGGAAUCUGCAAUAAAGAAGAGGCAUUAUGAGGAUAACAGUGUUUUUGCUGAUUUGUGGAGGAGAAUUUCCCAUUCCAGAAAGAAGAUGAUAGAAGCUUUUCACAUCCUAAUAAACCAAGUCUGUCUGCAGCCCAUCUUAGAAAGCAGCUGUGAGAACAUUCAGCCUUUUAUUGAGGAGUUUCUACAGAUCUUCACUUCGGUGCUUCAGGAGAAGAGAUUUCUCCGUGACUAUGAUGAGCUGUUCCCUGUCGAGGAUGAUGUCAGUCUGCUCCAACAAGCCUCCUUCACACUAGAUGAGACCAGGACAGCCUACAUCCUCCACGCAGUGGAAAGUGCGUGGGAAGGGGUAGACAGGAAAAAAGCACAAGUUGUUAAAGAUCCAGCACCGCCAGCAGCAUCUAAUGGAGCAUCAGCGAUAGUGGAGAGCACGGCCGAGGACGGGGAAGAGCUCGGGGCUGCGUACGCGUCAGAGGAUGAGUGCGCCGGGGCGGCCGCUGCGCCCCUCGCCAAGGUGUCCGGGGUGGAGCUGGACUCCCUCAUCUCCCAAGUGAAGGAUCUGCUGCCGGACCUCGGCGAGGGCUUCAUCCUGGCCUGCCUGGAACAGUACAGCUACAACGCCGAGCAAGUCAUCAACAACAUUCUAGAAGAUAAACUGGUGCCCUGCUUGGAUAAGCUUGACCGAACAAUGCAAAGGCAGCUGAAGCCAGACCCUACUCCUCUCGUCACUUCUCGCUGUAAUGUUUUCCAGGAUGAUGAGUUUGAUGUUUUCAGUAGGGAUUCGGUGGAUGUUUCUCGGAUCCAAAAAGGCAAGCGGAGGGAGAAGGACACGACGAGGAGUUUGCUGAACGACAAGCGCCUGGUUGCUGAGCAGAGGGAGCGUUACAGCCAGUACAGCGUGGUCGUGGAGGAGGUUCCUGUGCAGCCGGGAGCAGCUCAGCUCUACAGGGAGGACUACGAGGAUGAGUACGAUGACACCUACGAUGGAAACCAAGUGGGAGCAAACGAUGCUGACUCGGAUGAUGAGCUGAUCAGCAGGAGGCCAUUCACAAUCCCUCAAGUCUUGAGACCAAAAGGACAAGAAGAAGGGCAGGAGGAAGAGGAAGGGGAUGAAGAGGAGGAGGAGGAAGAAGCUGAAAAGGAAAGAGCAAAGGACCAUUUUGUGCAGGACCCGGCCGUGCUGCGGGAGAGAGCUGAAGCCCGGCGGCUGGCGCAGCUCGCGAGGAAGGGGCACAAGCACGACAGCUCUGCCGUCGUUGGGAACGCGAAGGGACAUGGACAGAACCGGGAGACGGUGCAGGAGCGAAGGAAGAAGGAGGCAAACAAAAGCACAAGAGCCAACCACAACCGCCGAGCCCUGGCUGACAGAAAGCGGAAUAAAGGCAUGAUUCCUUCCUGAAAGACUCAGCCCGGGUGUCGUCAUGCCCAGGCCUCUGCCUGGGAGGAUGCGGUUGUGUUUUAUUCCCUCAGCACUCGCUGUGCUCGGGGGACUGGUUGUCGUGGUUCAAUACCUGACGCUUCAGCUCACAUGGAAUUGCACACCCUGGUGGGGCAGCCCGUUUUGGGGAAGGAACUGCCCUCCAGGCAGCCCCCAGCUGCUCGGCAGUUCACGGAGACGUGCGUACGACAGCGGGCUGCACCGCACCUGCAGCGGACAGGCUGCACAGCUGUUCGCUUCCUUUUGUACUAUUUAUAAUUCGGAGAUUUUUAUUUUCAUACUGCUCCUUGCGCCCUCUCCAUCACUCAUGUGGGUUUUCAGCCCCCGCAGCGGGCGGCUCUCAGAGCGAAACUCCCCUGGAGCGGCCCCCGCGGCCUUCUGCUCCGCUCAAAUGCUUUAUCCUGCGGCACAGCCGCAAGGAUGACAGGAAAGUGCUUGGGCUGUUCCCACUGCAAACAGCCAGCCAGGGGGAGUUAGGUGAAUGAACACCUUAUCAUCCAUUCCCAUCCCUGGAGUGAGGUGUGUGAAAACAAUGUGCAAAUAAAAGAUCUCAAUCUUUCAGUUGGUGCUUUAGGCUCUUACAGACCGUAUCGAUCUUGAAGUUGGGAAAAAUCUCAACAAGCCUUUUAACGCGCUGUGUCUGCAGGCACUGAAUUCACUUGCUGUUCCGUGUUGGUUUAGUGUGAUGAGAUCUGGCCGCAGCCACCGAGGCAAAGAUCCUGGAAAAUCAGGGAUGACAGGGAUGGAAACGGGAGGGGAAGGCAGCAGGGGCAGAGUCCCCGCGAGCGGCCUCCUCAACAACUUGUCACACUGGAGCGGAACUGCCCUGGUCAUUGUGUUUGCUGUCAGGGAGGCCGGGAGAUCAUAGUAGACAGUUUGUAGUUGCUGAAGGGGCUUCUCGCAAGCGCUGUCUCUUGUUUGCAGUUGCUCCCUGUGCAAAGAGACACACAAAUUGAGUUUGCUUUGUACUCUGUUUGUGAGGCGCUCAAAUGCUUACGCGAGCCUGGAGUAUCUGCCGGCAGCUGGUGGUAAAACUGUUGUGGUUGCUGCUGUCGCGGAGCAGCAGCGCGUUAUUGCAGUGCUGUCCCCAUCGUGGAGAUGAACUUUCAAGUAAACAAGUAGGCUUGGCUUGGUUAAUCUGCUCCGCGUGCCACCUCCCCACCACCAUCGCAUGUGGUUGGGGUUUUUUGUUUUAUUUUUCUAGUACUGCAAGUGCUACCGUUGUGAUCCCUACACUGAGCAAUCAGCCCUGGGGUGUGCAGCGUUAGAGCUCCGGUUCCAGGGUGACUCUCCCCCUUCGAGCGCUGCAGCGCUUUGGCAACGAGCGCCGUGAGACGGACGGUGCUGCCGGGUUUUACGCAGAGGGCGGGACCAGGGGCUGUAGGAUCAGAGCUGCUGCCAGACGCUGCUGGGGCUGCUUUGGGAAGAGUAGAAAUGGCUGUCACCAUUCUGCAGAUGGGAUGAAGUCCUGAGUGCUGCGAGCCCCGUUUCUUUGUGUAUCAGGACAGCUCAAACCCCCAACAACACGUAGGAAAAAGGGAAUUACGUUUACCAACUUCCCCAAAUCUGCUGUCAAGUGAAAUCACCUGCUAGGAUAAGUAACUCUACUCUUGUGCAGCUACUGUUCUCUGCACUAACAGCUUCAUUUACUCUCUGCCAGCCCACUCUAAUGCUUCUCCCCCUGCCUAAUACUGUAUUCAUCUUUAGUUCUUGCUUCUAAGAAGCUGCAAAUCUCUAUCACCUGCUCAGCACAGCGUGAAGCUAUCGGCGCUGCAGACGGAGCUGGUAGUAAAGCAGGCGGUCUCAUAUGGUAUGAGAUUAGCCCAAGAAAGCUUAAACCGUUCCUCUUAAGCAUCUCUAUAAAAGCACAGCUGGGACUGUGAAAGCUGGAGUUGUUUUUUGCUCAAAAAAACAGAAGCACCAUGUUUUUCAAGUCCUCUUUGUGUUCUUAUGUUUUACUCCUGACACCUAUUUGCAAACCCAAUAAAGCUGCUUUCAUUA
Molecule: messenger RNA, 4477 nt
Organism: Columba livia (rock pigeon)
Lineage: Eukaryota; Metazoa; Chordata; Aves; Columbiformes; Columbidae
Gene: ASCC2
Product: activating signal cointegrator 1 complex subunit 2
Exons: 19
Coding region: 173-2437 (754 amino acids)
Biological process (GO): regulation of DNA-templated transcription
Molecular function (GO): ubiquitin binding
Source: RefSeq, a predicted model, not a curated record